Molecule: messenger RNA, 944 nt
Organism: Quercus lobata
Lineage: Eukaryota; Viridiplantae; Streptophyta; Magnoliopsida; Fagales; Fagaceae
Product: metallothiol transferase FosB-like
Exons: 4
Coding region: 284-742 (152 amino acids)
Source: RefSeq, a predicted model, not a curated record
UUUCGAUCUGUCCCAAAUAGACUCAAGGAGUUCCACCUUUUACGAACUCUUCUCUUCAUCUAAAAUUUAGGUUCCAUUUUUGUUUUUUGGUUUGUCUUUUGGUACUUAGUUUAUUAGCUCAAGAGUAGCACUUCUAUUGGGUUACUUUCUUUUUUGUUUUGGGGUUUGGAAUUUGUUCUUGGAAAAAUGAAAGAAAGCACGGGAAACCCAUUGCUUAUCAAAUCUUUGAACCACAUCUCACUUGUUUGUAGAUCAGUUGAGGAGUCCAUAGAUUUCUAUCAGAAUGUUCUUGGGUUUGUCCCUAUCAGGAGGCCCGGCUCUUUUGAUUUUGACGGUGCAUGGCUGUUUGGGUACGGGAUGGGAAUCCAUUUAUUGCAAUCAGAGGACCUGGAGAGCAUGCCCAAGAAGACUGAAAUUAAUCCAAAGGAUAAUCAUAUCUCUUUCCAGAGAGAAAAGGAUGACCCUCGCCCAGCUUUUGGGGAAAUUUUGGUGUGAGAGCAUGGGUGCAGUUGAGAAGAAGCUGAAGGAGAUGGAGAUUUCUUACGUGCGAUCAAUGGUGGAGGAAGGUGGGAUUCAUGUUGAUCAACUCUUCUUCCAUGACCCAGAUGGCUUCAUGGUGGAGAUAUGUGAUUGUGACAACCUCCCUGUGAUUCCAUUAGCCGGCGAGAUGGCUCGAUCUUGCUCGCGCCUAAACGUUCAGAUGGUGCAGCAUCAGCAGCAGAUCCGAGUGAUUCAACAAUAAGAAACAAGAUUUGUUAGGUGGAGUUGUUGACAAUAAAAUUCAUGAGAACUGCUUGCUUGUUUUUAUUUGUAUGUCAUUUUCUAUUUGCUUAAGUCUUGUAAUAAGACAAGAUUUGACAGUGAGAACUCAUACAAAGUGAGGACUCGGGUUUGUUAAAAAACUUUUAAAAUUGGAAUCUAUUGAUCUGUCUUGCCUUUUUAAA